Messenger RNA from Osmerus eperlanus (European smelt), 3868 nucleotides. RefSeq names its product neuronal migration protein doublecortin-like. Lineage: Eukaryota; Metazoa; Chordata; Actinopteri; Osmeriformes; Osmeridae. Bases 212 to 1318 code for a protein of 368 amino acids. The record is from RefSeq and is a predicted model, not a curated record. The transcript has 8 exons. Gene Ontology annotation, cellular component: microtubule; microtubule organizing center. Gene Ontology annotation, biological process: intracellular signal transduction.
GACCCAGCAGUGCUGCCGGUCAGGUAGGCACAGCUCGUGGACUGUGAGUGAAACAGACAAAGGCAGAGAGAGAGCUCGUGCCGCUAUCCUGCAGCAUCCACACCCACCCACCCACUCCACUCUACUCCACACGCUCCAACGCGGACCCCCCAGAAGUAACCACCAUCAGAACACAUCCACGGAUCCUCCCCGCCCCCUGACCUCAGUCACCAUGGAGCUGGACUUCGGCCAUUUCGACGAGCGAGACAAGACGUCCCGCGCCCCCCGAGGCGGGCGCCCCAACGGCCUGCCCAGCCCCACCCACAGCGCCCACUGCAGCUUCUACCGCACGCGCACCCUCCAGGCCCUCACCAACGAGAAGAAGGCCAAGAAGGUGCGCUUCUACCGCAACGGAGACCGCUACUUCAAGGGCAUCGUGUACGCCGUGGCGGUGGAACGCUUCCGCACCUUCGACGCCCUCCUGGCCGACCUGACGCGCUCCCUCUCGGACCACAUCAACCUGCCGCAGGGGGUCCGCUUCAUCUUCUCCAUCGACGGCUUGCGCAAGAUCGUCUCCAUGGACGAGCUGGAGGAAGGAGAGAGCUACGUCUGCGCCUCGGAGAACUUCUACAAGAAGGUGGACUACACCAAGAACGUCAACCCCAACUGGUCGGUGAACGUGAAGGCCUCGGCCAGCCAGAAGAACCUGCAGUCCCUGGCCAGCAAGGCGACCGGCGAGGCCCGAGAGGGCAAGGAGUUUGUCCGGCCCAAGCUGGUGACGGUGAUGCGCAGCGGCGUAAAGCCUCGCAAGGCGGUGCGCGUGCUGCUCAACAAGAAGACGGCGCACUCCUUCGACCAGGUGCUGACCGACAUCACGGAUGCCAUCAAGCUGGAGAGCGGCGUGGUCAAGAAGAUCUACACCCUGGACGGCAAGCAGGUAACCUGCCUUCAGGAUUUCUUCGGGGAUGAUGAUGUGUUUAUUGCCUGUGGACCAGAGAAGUUCCGCUACGCCCAGGAUGACUUUUCCCUGGAUGAGAAUGCACACUACCCCUCUGGAACCAAACCCAAAUCAGGCCCGGCGGGCUAUAAUAACCAAGAAUGCAGGGUGAUGAAGGGACCCAAACCCCAGAGGAUCUCUAAGAGUCCAGGUCCGAUCCGUCGUAGCAAGUCUCCAGCAGAAUCGACCAAUGGGACAGGGUCCAGCAGUCAGCUCUCCACCCCAAUUUCCAAGCAGUCCCCCACCUCUACCCCCACCAGUCCUGGCAGCAACCGUAAGCAGAAGGAUCUCUACCUGCCUCUGUCUCUGGAUGAUGAGGAUUCUCUGGGAGAGUCUAUGUAGAUGUUCCUCACAGCUGCAGCCUCUCCCUGGCCUGACACACAGAGCUGUCUCUGGUGCUGGCGCCCCCUAAUGUCUGGGAGGACCUCUCUAGUCUGCACCCAGCCUCUUCCUGGUGACAGUCGUCUACUUUACCUUCACCAUUAGGGCUGUUCCACCUUUUGCUGCUUGAGAAUUCACCACAAAAUCUCUUCUUUUUUAUAACAAAUAUUGUUAAAAAUGUAUAUGCUGGGCGUAUACGACAAUGAUGUAAAGAUGACCACGUCUCAUUAAAAUUCCCAAACUGCCAGUUGUCAGAAGUUGAAUUUUAAAUGUUUCCUCUUUAAAGAGAGCUCACAAUUUACUAACAGGAAGUCCUUACAAACUAUGAAAAAUAUAUUUAAAAAAUCCCCAAAUUCUUCCAUGUAAAACCACAGGCGCAAAAGACACUCCCACUUCAUGUGCAUAAUUCCAAGCAGCAAACAGACUUUUCUCCAGGGGUGUGUCCAUCAGACUGAGUCUACGUUUUUGUGUUCCUGAUGCUAAUGAUUUUCCUCUUUCCGUUUUUCCUUUUCGUUGUAUGAUUCAAGGUGUGACAAGUAAUUAGAACACUUUUAGGUUAAUGUCUUUCCCAUCUGCUGUAAAUAACGUGUACAGCCAUCGCAUCAUCCCUGCUAAUACUGUAACCAUAACCAUGCUUCUAUAAUGUCAAUACCGACAUCCGCCACACAUUCAGACAACAUCGCGCGUUCUCUGACGAGAAGGUCUUCACAAACUGAGAUGCACGGUUAGGCCAAACGUCUCAACUACAGCACCCCGGGCAUGUACAGAUAGAGUUGAAGAAAGGGAGAUGCGGGUUGGGGAUAAAAUAACCAAAGUCAAAAGAAUUAGGCCCUAGUUUAACAUGAAGUGAAGAAGAAUACAAUGUACAGAUUGUUUAAGCCCCUAGAAAGUUCCAUUUUAAAAAGUAGCCUUGCUGCAGCACUGUUCUCGGGUCAAACUCUCUGUUCUGGGAGCCUGUUGAGCACUGUGCUACACACACACAUACACACAGAUGCCAAUCACACACACAUACACACAGAUGCCAAUCACACACACACACACACAGAUACCAAUCACCAAGCUUUUUGAGGCAGUCGUGUAACAACAUGUACUGUAACCAUGGCAAUAAAACCGAUUUCUGGAACGUGUCACUUGGUGCAGUUUGAUCUGCUCUGGCAGCUAUUGUUAUGACUGCCACUGGGCGCUGGUACACCAGGUUACACACUCUAAAGAGUUUAAUGACAAUGAAGAUGUCAAAGCCAAAGUAUAUAUUUGACUGAAAAAAGAGAAAAUGGUAAAUGUAAAUAUGUUUCGAUUCCCCAAGAAGAACAGUACUGUAUGAUACUGUGAGCUCCCACCAAGACACAAUAUCUGACUAGUUCAUGCUCAUUUAGGGAAAUUAGAUUGCACACUUAACAAUAGUGGAGCUUCUCACAUUUUGCAUGACUUUUACCUAGUGUUAAUUGAUUUAUCGCAAUUUUAAGAUAAGAAGAAGCAGAAAUAUGAAGACUUUUCAUAUGAAGAUUCUUUUCUUACACGGGGUUGGUAAAAAAAUAUUUUAACGUAUGUUAACGUGCUAUCUCUGUCUGAAACAAAAAAAAAAUCAUGUUCUUGGAGAAUAACACAUGAAGGGUCACACUGAUGUUAAGUUUCUGAGGAGGAUGUCCUGUGAAAAUCUUAUUUACACAUUGUUGUGAGACAGGAAGUUGACUGAAUUAGGCCAGUCAUGGAGGUUUUUACUGGCAGUCAUAGAGGAGAGUGUGACAGUGUGGGGCAUUACUGUAAGGAAGCAAAGUGAACCGGUGCUCUUCCUCCCCUGGGACAUGUUUGACUCUGUGAAAGCCAUACUGUACUACACAGUUCUACUAUAUCGUGCAACAACCCACCUGAGUCCCUCAAUGACACCUUAAUCCAGCAGGGGGCACUGUGAUGUCAGCGCAACAGCUAAUCCAACAGCAGGUCCACUUUUACACCUUUUGGGAAUCAACGAUUUGUAAGAAAAUGACAUGUGACUUUUUUUUCUGGACAAAUUCCGAUGUAUUUUCUCCCGCCAGUUGUUCGAUAUCUCGUCUCUUUGCCCCAGAUUUUCUACAGCCUAACAUUAACAGUAAAUGUCAGUUGUUUAGUGUGAAGCCGCCGCCACCAUGCAAGAUGGAGGGUGUGAACCUCUCGCCCCCUGUGGUGCCUUUUUUUUUAGAUUGAAGUCUUUUGAUAAUAAAAAAAAAGAAACAGGAAAACAAAGACAUGUCUGUCUCUGUUGACAAACUGUUUGUAAAACAUUUCUAUAUGUGUUGAAUUGUAGAGCUGCAGUCUACAUUUGUUUUGUAGUAUUCCAGGAUGCUUCGUCAUGGUGCACAUGUACUCUUUCUGUUCUCUUUGAAUGCAUUUCUGGUGGAAUGACUUGGGUUACUGGAAAAUUUACAAUGUCCUCUUUAUUGGUGUUUUGCAAUGUCACAGUGGCUUGUUUCAGUGCUUCAUUCUAUGUAUUUACCGAUUCCCUUUUGCAAUUAAAAGAGUUGUAUUCCAGUUCUC